This is a messenger RNA of Pseudocercospora fijiensis CIRAD86, 1392 nucleotides long. RefSeq lists its product as uncharacterized. NCBI's taxonomy places the organism in Eukaryota, Fungi, Ascomycota, Dothideomycetes, Mycosphaerellales, Mycosphaerellaceae. The record is from RefSeq and is a predicted model, not a curated record. The transcript has 17 exons. Bases 1 to 1308 code for a protein of 435 amino acids.
AUGAAUGGCAUGCACGGGCAGUCGCGUUUGUUAAGCUACCGGCAUAUGCAGGGUAAGCCGAUCGGGCGCCCGCCAGCGAAGACCUUCCCGCUACACCCGCAAUGGACGUUUCUUAAGGCCUUUAAGACCCAGCACAAGGUGCGCGCGGUCUACUUCGGAGACAUACACGAUAACGGCAGACCGGCACAUCACAUACAGCGUGAAUCGGGGCCCUUCAGAUCAGGAAGACUGUCGAAUACUGGAAUUCGUCCUCAAAAGCUUGAGCUGAAAACCAAUGGUUUGCAAUCAGGCUCGAAGUGCUCGGUAUGCCAGACAGGCAUCCUUUCGGGCGGCGACCACUUCUUCGCCUAUAAGCACGCACUCCCACUAGCUACACGCUAUAAGCUACGCCGACGUUGGAUUUAUAAUGAAAUCUUCUAUCCUACGACCGAUGCAUCUAGAACUGCCUUCUACUCUCCCGAAUUCAUCAAGCUUGGUGCUAACGUGGAAGACUCAGCCCUGCUACUGAAAUAUUUCGAUAGAGAUGUCUCGAGGCGCACUGUUAAUCAGGUUCGAAUCGAUUAUGCCGGGAAGAAGGUUAGUAAGGGAGAGACGUACGACCAAAAAGAAGCUACUUGUUCGAUUGAGCCUUGGAAUUUCCUUACGGUAAGCACGUCUUUUCUCAGUUUGGAGACUCGACUAAGCCUUGCUGAGACUUUUCACACAGGACGCACGCGAAUUUUCAGAACUACAGUCGCAAGUCCUCCCGAUUUCACCACUAUCACUACACUCAUUCAAGGCGAGAUAGGCAUAAAAAGCAUAUUAACGAAACCCACAAUCGCAGCCUUACACCCUCAAAACCCCUACACUAAAACCUUCCUCGACCUCCCCCUAGAACUCCGAAAUACAAUCUACUCCCUCACACUCCCCCAAAACCAAACCAUCCACGUCAGCCGCCGCAGAAUCUUCAUCAUCACCUCUCCAGAAAUCCCCCACCACGAACCCGCCCUCCUCCAAUCCCACCCAAAAAUCCGCGCGGAAGCGCUGGCCAUGUACUAUAGCACGAACACGUUCCAAAUGGCCGACGAAAUCUCCGCGAUGGACGAUGCUGUAUCGCUGGUACGGGAGUUGAGGAUCCAGCCUGAUCAGCUACGGAGGAGUCGGAGUGGGGAGAGAUGGAUUCGGAAUCGGAAGGUGAAGGAUGGGUUGGAUCCGGGGUGUAUUCGGAUUGGAGUCGUGGUUCAACCUGCGGUUUUGGGGUUGGCGAGGAAGUGGGUGACGUUGGAAGGGAGGAGAUAUGAUCUUGGACACAUAGAUAGGCUUUUAUAGAGCAAACAGUUCUUACUAGAUAAGUAAGGACUUUAGCCGACUAUAGAUAGACUUUUUACGCAACUAGAUACUUCUAUCUCUUCU